Messenger RNA from Quercus robur (English oak), 2984 nucleotides. Its product is annotated as UPF0481 protein At3g47200-like. The record is from RefSeq and is a predicted model, not a curated record. Lineage: Eukaryota; Viridiplantae; Streptophyta; Magnoliopsida; Fagales; Fagaceae. The transcript has 6 exons. Bases 1180 to 2550 code for a protein of 456 amino acids.
UUAUUCAUCCGUUAGUCAAAGUUGGUCUCUAGCCAUUAUUUUAUUAAAAUUUUUUAUCAGAAACAAGUGAAAUCAUUUCAUUUAUUCUCAAAGCUGGUUUACAUCUGACAUAACCUCAGAAUAGAUUAUAUGUGGAGUUUCCUCCAUCUUCUAUCGUUAACAACUUUUCACUUUGGAAAUUAUGAAAAGUUUUGUAGCCUAGAGUUAUUGAUAUUUCUAUAGAUAUAUUUGAGCUAUUGCGCGGUCUUUUUUACUUUUUUUUUUGAUAAACCACCCCAGGAAGAGGAAGAGGGGGAGUCUUUCUUACUUUUGUAGUAAGAUCAAUAUAAGAUUUCCGAAUCAACGAGGGAAAAAAUAAUUUAUCACCUGAUUGGCACGAUUUAGAAUGGGGCCAAAUCAUUAUUUACCUGCAAAGUUCCUUAAAAUCCGAACUAUAACUUCUUUCAAAAUCAACAAAAAAAAAAAAAAAAAAAAAAAAACUUCUCUAUCCAUAAUUCCAAUUCCAAAUGCAGAGGUUAAUGAACUAGCGAUUCUAUUCAGAAAAAAACAAGAAGAAAAAAGUAGAGAUUCUUUUCAAUCAUAAUUGCAAUAUGAGAUAUAUAUGUGGGUUAUCUGUAGAUCACGUGAAGUCUAAAGAGAGGAGUACUACUGAUUGUACUAAAUGCUGAAUUGUUUUGUGCUAUACAUGCAAGACUGCAAGAGGACGGGAUUAAAAAGGCUAAAAGUGCUGAAAUUUCACCGAUUUAGAACGCAUGAAAUUUCACAGAUUUAGAACGCCUCGGGUCAUCAUGAAUCAUGGUUUAGGGUUUCAAGACUGUACUCGGCUACACUUACCAAAAUCAAAAUCAGAUUUUCCUUACUCCUCCAUACUCGGCUCAGACUCAAGUUUCUCAACUCCACCGGGUUGCUGGUUGCUGUUGCCACCGCCUAACACCCCACCUGACACCGCCGCCUCACAUUGUUUCCACAUUGCAAAAUGGGUCUUCUCAGCCUCUCAGACUCGGCUUCCUAGUCUCAGAUCAGGAGUUGAAAGUUAUUCAAGUUGGUUUUUUGCUUCCUUUUCAAGGUUGAAUCCUUGACAGCUAAGAGUUCUCUGAGGGUCGUUCUUUCAGGCUUUCAAUCAGCAGCAACACUUCAAUAACCGAGUGGCUCGUCUUUGUUAAGGAAGAGAACUUAGAGAUGGAACAAUCAGCUAGUAGGGAAAUUCAACUAGCAACUACUUCAACAAAUAAUGAAGAUCAAAAUGCUCAAAAGGAAGCAGACAUUUCAGGUGGAAAUGAAAAUAAAAAUGAUGACUUGGUAAUUGAAAUUAGCAAAAUAGUCAAAAGGACGGAAAUUCAGUUAUUAGAAGAGUGUUGUAUCUACAAACUUCCACGCUACCUUCGUAAAUGGAAUGAAGAAGCCUACACUCCUCAGGUUAUUUCAAUUGGCCCGUAUCACCACGAAAACCAAAGAUUGAAAGCCAUGGAAGAGCAUAAAGAGAGGUACUUUAGGAGUUUCAUGAAACGGAGUGAGAGAAGCUUGGAGUAUUUGGUGGGCACGGUAAGGGAAAUGGAAGAACGCAUUCGCAGGUGUUAUGAAGAGACUAUUGAUCUUACCAGCGAUUGCUUUGUGAAAAUGAUAUUGCUGGAUGCGUGCUUCAUUCUUGAGCUUUUAUUCCGACGUAGUUCAUUACGUUUGACAAGUCAUGACGAUUCUAUGGUUGUGGAACCAAGGGCUGCUGCUGUGAAGGUUGACUUGCUAUUAUUUGAAAAUCAGCUUCCAUUCUUUGUUAUUAAGGAACUACAGCACCGUGCAUUUCCGUCUCUCUCCGAUGCAUUCUUUUUUAAGAAUAUUUUUUCCUACUUUGACGUGUUCACCGACAUUCAGUAUAGGCAGCCCAAGCCCAAUGCGGAAAUUGCACACUUCACCGAUCUUCUUAGAACCUUCAUGUUACCCCCACCCGAGGAGUUACCUGAAAGAAUCACUGAACAUCCGAAGCUUUUGUACUCAGCAACACAACUCCACAAGGCAGGAGUAAAGUUCCGGCUUGGUAAAAGUGAACGCUCUUUUGAAAUAAAAUUUGAAGAUGGUGUGUUGGAAAUCCCAAAAUUAGAAAUAGAGGGUGUGACGGAAGUUGUUAUCCGAAACGUUAUGGCAUUAGAACAAACUUGCUAUAUAGGAAAUGCUUACUUUACUGAUUACUUCAUCUUCAUGGAUUAUCUUAUCAAUUCCAGAAAAGAUGUGGAUUUACUUACCAAAAAAAAAAUCUUGGUCAAUUACCUAGGCGACAACAAUGCAGUAAUGUCCAUGAUUAACAAUCUCAACAAAGGAAUCGUAUCCGAAACAGCGAGAGUUGAUUACUGUAAUCUCUAUGAAGAAUUGAAUAGGUUCUAUGAGAAAUCUUGGCACCGCUGGGAGGCGACAUUGAAAAGUGAAUAUUUUAGCACCCCUUGGAGGUUCGCUUCAACAGUGGCUGCUAUUAUUCUUCUGCUGCUCACUUUUAUGCAAACAGCAAGUUCUAUGAUUGAUCUUCUGUCUUCACGAAGUAACAUGGGUUCAAAGACUUAAUAAUUAUGAUGGUUGUUCCCCUGUUCGUUGGAAUUGACGUCGCUUAUGUAAAAUACCCAAAUUAUAUAUUUUGUUCUAUGUUAUUAUUUCUAAUGUAACUGAACUUGCCGAUGUAUAAUAAGCUAGUGUUGUGUUUCAAAAUCCUUGUAGGGUACUAGUUUUGUAUUUCAAAAUCCUCUUCUUUUUUUUUUUUUUUGGUUGAAUAGUUCAUCGUUUGUUUCUGAAAAAGAAAAAAAAUAGUGUCCGAAGCUUUAAGCUGGGCCUCACGGGCUGGGUUUGUCUUCCGUUUUGGGCCGCUCAUAAAACAGACCGAAAUAUUUGUGGUUCUUCUUUAUUUGAGUGUUGGCCCAAUUAAUUUAAUGACUCAAUUCUGAACGAAUUCAAUCCUGAGAAUUAUUUUGACCGGCCGUCGGUAUGGGUUAAAGACUUUGGAA